AUGUUUCAAUCAUACGCAAAUCAAAAUCAAACAACUCCAACAUUCAAAACAAAGAGACUUUUGUUGGAACCAUUCACCUUUGAUGCAACCAAAGCUUUGAAUCAAGAAGAAGAUGAGGAAUGGGAGACAAUAGAAGAAUUGGCUGGUGAUGCAAAGGUGGCAAUGACUACUCAAUUUAUUCCUCAUCCUUAUCCAACAGGUGCUUCAAAAAGUUGGAUUGCAUCACAACAAAAGGCAUGGUCAACAGGUACAGAUAUGACAUUGGCCAUUAAAUUAAUUGAACAAGGUCCAACAAAAAGUAAAAUAAUAGGUGUAAUAUCAAUAAUGAGUGAUAUUUAUAAUGGUACAAAUAUAUUAAAGUUGGGGUAUUGGAUUGGUUCACCCUAUUGGAACAAUGGGUAUGCCACCGAGGCAUCAUUGGUCAUUGUCGACUUUGUAUUCAACACACUCAAUAUUUCUUGUUUGUGGGCUUCUUGUAUGAGCCACAAUAUUGGAUCGGAAAGAGUAUUCCAAAAGAUUGGAAUGAAAUAUCAAUACUCUCAACCUUUGGUCAUUAGAGGUCAACCAAUCGAUUGUAAAUUUUAUAAUAUAACUAAAUAA
Cavenderia fasciculata is the source of this 600-nucleotide messenger RNA. RefSeq lists its product as uncharacterized. Lineage: Eukaryota; Evosea; Eumycetozoa; Acytosteliales; Cavenderiaceae. The transcript has 2 exons. The record is from RefSeq and is a predicted model, not a curated record. Gene Ontology annotation, molecular function: acyltransferase activity, transferring groups other than amino-acyl groups. Bases 1 to 600 code for a protein of 199 amino acids.